Messenger RNA from Caenorhabditis angaria, 802 nucleotides. Lineage: Eukaryota; Metazoa; Nematoda; Chromadorea; Rhabditida; Rhabditidae. The record is from the annotation of a GenBank genome assembly.
AUGACAGAUGUACAACUUUCAACACAGUUGAAAAGUUUAGUAAUGAACGAGCAGAAAACGAAGAAAAGAAAAGUUGCUGGAAAUUUUCAAGUGGUUCUAGGAAUGAUCACACAGCAUAAUGUUUUGGUAAUAUUUUUCAAAAACUUUUAUGAAUUUUAAAACAAUUUGUUACAGCAAUUGAAAAAAUUGAACGAGGCUGUAUUUCCAAUAACCUAUAAUGACAAAUUCUACACAGAGGUUGGUUUUUAUUCAUUAAUUUUUCUCAUAAAUUCAUUUUUUCAAUAUUAAGGUAAAAUCUGCUGGUGAGCUAGCAAAACUCGCAUAUUUCAAUGAUGUGGUUGUUGGAGCUGUUUGUUGUCGAUAUGAUGUGAUUCUAGAUGAAAGGGCGUUGUAUAUAAUGACACUUGGGACAUUAGCCGCAUAUAGACAGUGAGGUUUUAUUGAUUUUUUGUGUUAGAAUAGAGAAUUAUGGAAAUUUUAAUGCAUUUCUUAUGUAUUGACCAAAACAAAUGCCUGAAAUCAGUUGAACAAGAUUAUUUUCUAGAUUUGGAGUUGGCACAGUAAUGAUCAAUCACGUCUUCAAACUUUGCGAAAAUGAUCAAACUAUAAAAAUUCUCUGCUUACAUGUUCAGGUAAUAUUUUUGCUUCUAAACAAUCACAUUUUUUUUAUUUUUAGAUAAACAACGAAACAGCUUUGAACUUUUACAAAAAACAUGGCUUUGAACAAAAAGAAAUAGUUCAUGAUUAUUAUCGAAUUACACCAAGUGACGCUUAUUUGUUGGUGAAACGAAUUCGUGAAUGA